AUGUUUUCUUCGUAUCCGAGAGUGAAAAGAGAAGUUGGCUAGAAAUGAGGGUGGGGUCACUGAAGCAGGGCCUUCUUUCUAAAAGAAUUGGGGAUUGACGAAGACUUUGACCCUAUUCCCAAGUCUAAAAUUCAUUAAAUAUCUUACAGGCUCCCGCACCAUUCUUCACCACAAAAAGAUCCAAGGUCUUCCUUGAAACAUAUCUGCACAUUCUUUUGAGGGAUACAGAGAAAAUGCCCAGAGAGAAGGACUCCUUUCGGGAUCAUGUGAAGUUCCUGCCUAACAACAAGUGGAAGUGUAACUUCUGCAGCAAGGAGUAUGGCGGAAGUGUGACCAGGAUCAAGGCCCACUUAGCCGGAGUUGCAGGAUAUGGGAUCAAUGACUGCAAGGACGUCGACGGCCGAGUGAGAUCGGAAGCCAGAAAUGCGUUGAAGUGUAAAGGAGCGGCAGAGCCGAGCAGUGGAGCAGAAGGCAAUGUAGAAGAGGGUCCGCAUCUGCCCGUGACUGCGAACAAUGAAGAUGCUUGGAGAGAGCCUUCAUACGCUGCCAUGCCGUACCUUAGCUCUGAUGUCAUGAGCACUGUAGGUGCAAGUUCAUCAGCCUUUCUUCCAUUGCCUGAGACGAAUUUGCCCAGCCAGUCUCUUCCGGCUCAAGGCAUGAUCCCAUGGGGGGAAUUUCCACUCUUGCCACAACAACCUCAAUCUCAUGCUGGUGAUUCUUACACUCAGCCGCGAAAUUUUAGUUGUCCCAUCAGCCGUCCAGAUCUCGCACCUGAACCUUUGACUAACAUGCCAGCCCCAGUGAAUGCAGAAGAGGGAGAAACCAAUACAGAGGUUCCACAAGGUGCAAGUUCAUCAGCCUUUCUUCCAUUGCUUGAGACAAAUUUGCCCAGUCAGUCUCUUCCGGCUCAAAACAUGAUCCCGUGGGGCGAAUUUCCAUUCUCGCCACAACAACCUCAAUCUCAAGCUGGUGAUUCUUCCAUUCAGCCGUGGAAUUUUAGUUAUCCUAGCAGCCGUCCAGAUCUCGCACCUGAAGCUUUGACUAACAUGCCACGCCCAGUGAACGCAGAAGAGGGAGAACCCAAUACAGAGGUUCCACAAGGUGCAAGUUCAUCAGCCUUUCUUCCAUUGCUUGAGACAAAUUUGCCCAGUCAGUCUCUUCCGGCUCAAAACAUGAUCCCGUGGGGCGAAUUUCCAUUCUCGCCACAACAACCUCAAUCUCAAGCUGGUGAUUCUUCCAUUCAGCCGUGGAAUUUUAGUUAUCCUAGCAGCCGUCCAGAUCUCGCACCUGAAGCUUUGACUAACAUGCCAGCCCCAGUGAACGCAGAAGAGGGAGAACCCAAUACAGAGGUUCCACAAGGUGCAAGUUCAUCAGCCUUUCUUCCAUUGCUUGAGACAAAUUUGCCGAGUCAGUCUCUUCCGGCUCAAAACAUGAUCCCGUGGGGGGAAUUUCCAUUCUCGCCACAACAACCUCAAUCUCAAGCUGGUGAUUCUUCCAGUCAGCCGUGGAAUUUUAGUUAUCCUAGAAGCCGUCCAGAUCUCGCACCUGAACCUUUGACUAACAUGCCAGCCCCAGUGAAUGCAGAAGAGGGAGAACCCAAUACAGAGGUUCCACAAGACGCGAGGACAGAUGAUGCACUCAUGGAUAGUCGAUCAGGUGUUUUUGGGCUUGUUGGCGAAUAUAUGCCAACUCUGAAAAGAAAGCUGGAAGAACUAAGCAGACGAGUAGCAGACUUGGAUGAGUUGGAGACAUGGUAUAGGCAAUCAAAAAGGAUAAAAGACUGGAGUAUGGUCCAAGCAUUCCGAGAAGGAAAAUCUUUUUUUGCGCAGCAAGUAGAAAGAGUGGACGACUUGAGCAAAGAAAUUGAAGAGAUUCUAGGCUAUUGUAGCUUCCAAAGAGGGUUGACAACACAUGGCGCGGGAUGUAGGAAAAGUUCACCUUUGGUAACAACAAAGCUAGUAGGCAAAAAAAGCGAGCAGACAAUCGAAGAGAUUUGUGACUAUUUAAUGGAGGAUGAAAUUUUCAUCAUUGGUGUUUAUGGAAUGGGAGGAGUUGGCAAGACAGCCAUUUUAAUGCAUGUCCAUAAUAGAAUGCUUGAGAAUUCUGCCUUCAAUGACGUGUUUUGGGUCACUGUAGCUCAAGAGUUUAGCUUCUGUGAACUACAAGACGAGAUUGCCAAUGCAAUCGGACUAGACAACCUCUCAAAGGAUAAGGACGUGAAAAGGAGGGCGUCCAUGUUGAAUAGGCAUUUAAAGAAAAAGAGAGCUGUAUUAAUUUUAGAUGGCCUGUGGAUGCACUUCGACUUUGAGGAUGUGGGAAUUCCAGUUGAGAAGGGUGGCAUUAAGUUGGUAUUGACAACUCGAUCGCUAAAUGUGUGUCAUGAGAUGCUCUGCCAAAAGGAAAUCAAAAUAAAACCUCUAGCAAAAAUAAAUGAAGAUGAUUGGAGCUUAUUUAGAGAGAAACUCUGCUUUGGGAGAGAACUUCCUUCAGAAGUCGAAAAAAUUGCAAAGUCCAUUGUUGAUAAGUGUGGGGGUUUGCCACUUGGGAUCAUUGAGAUUGCAACUCACAUGAGGAGAGUAGAGGAAGUGCACGAAUGGAAAGGCAUGUUGUGGAAAUUAGAAGAGUCGAGGGUGGAACUUAACGUGUUCAAGAGACUGAAACUUAGUUACGUGAACUUGGGUGAUUCUCAGGUGCAACAGUGUUUCUUGCAUUUAGCACAAGUAUAUCAAAAAUCUAGUAAAACAAAGUUGAUAGAGUCUUUCAUAGAUGAGGGUUUGUUAGAUAGAAUUGGCUCCCGGCAAGAACUGUACGAACAGGGUAACAUCAUACUAGACAAAUUAAGAAAGGGUUGCCUUUGUGAUGAAGAUGGACAACAUAUAUCUCUACACCCGUUGAUAAGAGGCAUGGCAUUGCAUAUAAUGAGGAGCACAACACACGUGGUCAAGGCCGAAAUGGGAUUGAAAGAAAUUCCAGAGGAAGAGUUCUGGACCGAUCGUUUAGAGAAAGUCUUUUUACAGGGCAACGAUAUACAAGAAAUCCCGGAUGGCAUAUCACCAAAUUGCCCUAAACUUAUGAGCCUAUCGUUGAAUAACAAUAUGUUUCUGGAAGCUAUCCACGAAUCUUUCUUUAGGCAUAUGAAGGGGCUGAAGGUUCUAGAUCUCAGCUACACUAGAUUCACGGAAUUACCGAAUGCCAUCUCUCACUUGGAGAGCUUGGAAGCACUGUUGCUCCGAGAGUGUAAGAAAUUAUGUCAUAUACCUUGUGUACAAAAGUUGGGAUCCCUAAGAAAGUUGGACAUGAGUGGGUGUGAAAUGCUUAAAGAAGUGCCAGAGGGGAUGGAGAUGUUGGUAAAGUUGAGUUACCUCGACCUACAAGGCACAAUGAUCAAGACAUUACCAGAAGGAUUCAAGCAUAUGAAGGGGCUGAAGGUUCUAGAUCUCAGCUACACUAGAUUCACGGAAUUACCGAAUGCCAUCUCUCACUUGGAGAGCUUGGAAGCACUGUUGCUCCGAGAGUGUAAGAAAUUAUGUCAUAUACCUUGUGUACAAAAGUUGGGAUCCCUAAGAAAGUUGGACAUGAGUGGGUGUGAAAUGCUUGAAGAAGUGCCAGAGGGGUUGGAGAUGUUGGUAAAGUUGAGUUACCUCGACCUACAAUGCACAAUGAUCAAGACAUUACCAGAAGGAUUCAAGCAUAUGAAGGGGCUGAAGGUUCUAGAUCUCAGCAUCACUCGACUCACGGAAUUACCAAAUGCCAUCUCUCACUUAGAGAGCUUGGAAGCACUGUUGCUCCGAGAGUGUAACGAAUUAUGUCGUAUACCUUGUGUACAAAAGUUGGGAUCCCUAAGAAAGUUGGACAUGAGUGGAUGUGAAAUGCUUGAAGAAGUGCCAGAGGGGAUGGAGAUGUUGGUAAAGUUGAGUUACCUCGACCUAAGUGGCACAAAGAUCGAGACGUUACCAGAAGGAGUGUUGGGGAAGCUGGUGAACUUGCAAUAUUUGGUGAUUAAAAAGAGGACGGUUUGGGACGAGGAAAUAUUAGCGAAGGUGGAAGGACUCUAUUGCUCUGUUUCAAAUGUUGAAACAUUCAAUGCAUGCGUGAGGUUUCUCGAGCAAAACAGCUCCCGACCAUACAAAUUGAGGUUGUAUGAAUCUAGAUACUACUCCUUUAUGGAUAUACAUGAGAGGCAUAUAAUCAUCGAAAGUUGCCAUAGUAUUGCGGCAACGGUAGAUGGAGAAAUUGGUGGGGAUGGCCGCGCUCUACUUCCGAAAAAUGUGCAAGUACUGGAAGUUGGACGGUGUGGUGGGGUGAUAAGUUUGUGCGAGAUAGGCCUACUUGAUAAUCUAGAGAAGCUGACGAUAGAGGAAUGGGAGAAUUUGGAGGAGCUGGGCGCCGUCCGCUUCCCUCACCUACAGAGACUGAAAAUCACUGGGUGUUCCAAACUGAAGCAUCUCUUGGAGGAGGGGCAGGGGCUUCCACGUCUACAAUGGUUUAGAAUCGAGGGCUCAGAGGAACUAGAGGAGAUUAAUAUGGUGGCACCUCUUCUUUAUAAUAUAGAAGUGUACAGGUGUCCUAAAAUGAAGAGAGCGGUGGAAUGGGAGCGGCUGGCCACUCGCCUUCCCAAUCUGAGGUCCAUUAAAAUAAGCAAUUGUGAGAAAUUAGAGGAGAUAAUAGGUGGUGGGCCAGCAACGCCAAUUGGUGCCACUUGUCUUCUCGCAGAGUUUGAACUAUAUGGAUGCAACAACAUGAGGGGGGUGCUUCUGACGCAUGACAUGUUGCUUCGUCUCCCUUAUCUCCAAGACAUAACAGUCCAAGACUGCAAGGGCAUAGAGGUGAUAAUAGGCACUGUUCCCGAUGUGAGGCACCCCUUCUUCCCAAAUUUAAUCCACCUGACUCUAUGCAAUCUUCCGGAGCUAAAGAGCACAUGUGAUGGGAUCGAGAAUUGGGUUUCAUUCCAAUGUAUUGAUGUUAAAAAUUGUCCGAAGCUGAAGAGGCUUCCUCUGCUUGACAAUGGGCUCUCUUGUCCUCUCCUCUAUCUUCAGGGCAUUUUGAUAGAUCAGCUGACGUGGGAGUCGCUGGAGUAUCCUCCCCUCUCUCUUCGGAGUAUUUUGAUAGAUCGGCUGACGUGGAAAUCGCUGGCGCGGGACAAACCCUUUUCGCGACCUUCACUUGAACACUUUGUCAGGUUUUAUGGUAAGUCGUCACCCACAAAUUUUUACUUUUCUUUUAUCCUCUCCAUCUCCGGCGUGCCCUUUUAAGGAUCCAUCUCCUGCGGCACAGUGAGUUCCCUUUUCUUCCAAACUUUAUACCAACUGUUUAACCUAGUGCGCAUGACUUUAAUUACAGCUUGAAAGUUAUAUCGAA
Molecule: messenger RNA, 5358 nt
Organism: Syzygium oleosum
Lineage: Eukaryota; Viridiplantae; Streptophyta; Magnoliopsida; Myrtales; Myrtaceae
Product: probable disease resistance protein At1g61300
Exons: 5
Coding region: 234-5252 (1672 amino acids)
Molecular function (GO): protein binding; ADP binding
Source: RefSeq, a predicted model, not a curated record